Messenger RNA from Mus musculus (house mouse), 1694 nucleotides. It is a transcript of the gene Pate13, whose product is annotated as prostate and testis expressed 13. Gene Ontology annotation, cellular component: extracellular region. The coding region runs from base 20 to 433 and encodes 137 amino acids. The record is from RefSeq and is marked validated. The transcript has 4 exons. Lineage: Eukaryota; Metazoa; Chordata; Mammalia; Rodentia; Muridae.
GUCAGAAGGAGGCCCAAUUAUGUUCCAGAAGCUUCUGCUGAGUGUUUUCAUAAUUCUCCUUAUGGAUGUAGGAGAAAGAGUGCUGACAUUUAACUUGCUUAGACAUUGUAAUCUGUGUUCGCAUUAUGAUGGGUUUAAAUGCCGCAAUGGCAUGAAAUCAUGCUGGAAGUUUGACUUAUGGACACAAAACAGGACUUGUACCACAGAAAACUAUUAUUAUUAUGAUCGUUUCACAGGGUUAUACCUUUUUCGUUAUGCCAAACUUAAUUGUAAACCCUGUGCACCUGGAAUGUAUCAAAUGUUCCACGACCUGCUGAGAGAAACAUUUUGCUGUAUUGACAGGAACUACUGUAAUGAUGGCACUGCUAACUUGGAUACCUCAUCAAUACUUAUAGAGGAUAUGAAUCAAAAGAAAGAGUUGAACGAUGAUUGAAAUAAUGAGGAUUUAAAUACCUCAUGUGCCUAUAUUCUUGACAAUUAUAAAACCCAGGCCCCAUACUCCUCUCUAUGUCAGUAAAUGUUCCCAUGCAAACCCAGUCUUUUUUAUUUCCACAUUUCAAAUAAUAAGAAAGAGAAAACUCACAAGUAAAAACAAAACAAAACAAAACAAAUCAAAAAACAAAAACAAAAACAAAACAAAACAAAAAAAACCUCAGUUCUGUCUCUGGUGUAUGUUCUAGUUCUGGUUACUGCCUACUUAGCUUCAUUUAUGCUUAUGUUCUGAUGCUCAACUGUAAAAUAAACAUUGCAAAAAGGGACAUUUUUCUGAUAGAUCUUCAUGUUGAGGACCAAGGAAAUCAGCCUACAUAGAAACAGGUCCAAGGAAUAAUAUUUCCAGAGGAAUGACUGGCAUAGGGUAAAAGAUGUAGAGGGAGGGUUUGUGUUACUCAGAGCUGGAAAGACAAUGAAAAGUUAGAAGGCUUUCUAAAAGUUAAAUUCAAAGAAUAGUCAGUAUAUUUGAUGAAGUUCUAAUGCCUACCACCAUUUGGGGGAAAUCAUCUGGCCAUAGCUAUUCCUGUACACUCACCUCUUGGCCAUGGUAUUUCUAUCCACUUUACUAUGCUCUCAUAGUCAAAGAAAAACAUGUCAAGAUGAAAAAUAUGUUGAAUACAAGUCACCCACUCUAAUCUGAAGAGGCAAGUGUGAAAUGCAAGUCUUCAGGAUAUUUUAAUAUAAUAUUGCAUUUAGGGAAUCAAUGAUGAGAUGUAGGUUAUAACUAUCAACAUAGCUUUGUAACAGAAAAUGUAAUGGUCAGAAAGACUUUUUGAAAACUCCUGUAAUUUGGAAACAUAAUUAACCAUUUACAAAGAUUUAUCAGCCACUGACUUUAAAUUUCCUUUGUUAGCAUGUUAACUCUCCCACAUUUUAGAUUCUAAAUACCUAACUAUAUUUUAACCAUGUAAUCACAUAUACAAAUCCAAUAUUAUCUCAGAUAUAGCAGAAGUAUCCCUCUGUAAUUUAAUCAUUGUGGUUUCUUAUUAGUAUCUACCAAGUUAUAUUUAUGAAAGUAGAAUAAAAUCUUUAGAUCUCGAACUUAUUUUCGAAACACUUGAAGUAUAAUUAAGGCCGUAUUUGCCCAACUAUAAUAAUAAUAAUAAUAAUAAUAUAGAAAUUAGAAUUUAACUUCAUGUCAUGUGGGAAAUAUGGAGAUAAUCCUUCAUUUGGAUUUGAAUAAUUUUUUAAUUUCUUAAUUU